CAAGAACCGUUUCUUUGAUUAUGCACGUGAGAGGAAGUACAGUCGCUUUUUUGCAGCGAGUUCAUCUGCAGUGCAACGUGAGUUUUCAGUGCACCCGUUUGUGUGUGAUGAGAUUCGUCCACUAGGGACAGCGCGGGCGGCGGCGUGGAAGCGCUUUGCUGCUGUUCACUACUUCGCGAGGACGGUGUCUCCAAGUUCGCACGCGUCGGGGGCCAACUCUGCGACAUCGGUUCCCUGCUUCACAAAUCAAAGACCUUUAGUGAAAGAAUCCUCCAGGAGACAUCAUCUCGGGGCCACCCAGAAAAUCUCUUUUUAAAGACCGGAGAGUCUCGGAAGACACGCUCCUCCUUUUGCCACCUGGGGCUCUCUACUAGAAACGCUGUCUUGUGCCGGAUUUUACCCUCGCCUCACUCUUUCUGAUCUACCGAUUUCUCGGAUAAAUAAAUAAGUGAUAUGUGUCGGAUACUAAGCACAGAACAUGGUGGAGACGAAUUGUUUGAAGCUGGUGUAUCUUUUCGGAAGAGUUUUGUCAUGAGCACGGAAGGAGACGACAGCAACUUCUGAGUCAUUGCUUUUCCUCGUGUGGAUAAACACGCAGGAGUCUCUGCGCAGCAAAUCCGUCCUCCAGGAUAUCUCCGGUUCGACUGCCAGAUCAAUACGGAAGUUGGACUGGGAAGGCUCAUGACUGAAAGGUCUCGUUCCACAGCGGAAGAUGUUUGGGUACCAUUUUAGGAGGAGGAAACGUGGUCAGGCACAACAUCGCGUUUACCGGAAAUAGCAAUAUAAAAGGCGCGACGAGUUCCAUCAUCGGAGCUUCUCUCAAGGAUUGGUGCCCGUUUUUACAGCGGUUUUGCGAGCACAUGCGGAGUGAAGAUGGGGUCUCCUAACUCAUCUCUGCCCGCACAUGACCGGGAAUUCGGCAACACCGAAGAUUCUCUGAUGGCACGUACCGACUAUGGAAAGGAGCAUUCAGAAACAGCUCUAGGGGGGCCUCAGAGAAUGGACGACAGAGCCAAAUCGAGCGUGUUUUCUGUGCGCUGCCCUGGUGCCCUAGCCCGAGGAGGCGAAAAGGCCUACACAGGGCUGAUAGGGGAAGUCACUGACCCAAGACUGGAGACCAGUGAAUUGGGCUCUCGCUUCAUGGUGGAUACCGUGUUCCCUUUGUGUUCGUCUCGAAUAAAGCAUUGGUGUCUUCGGCGGGACACGCUCGUCUCCGACUGUGAAAAUUCGCGAACGCCGUGCGUUCGUUACGGUGCUUUUGCGGGUGCGUCCCCACUAUUUGAUCGGGCAGAAAGCGUUUCCGCGCCCGGCGAAACUCGCAUGGUUUCUGAUAGACUUUCGCUUUGGGGUGAAUUUCCACUUUCAGGAAUUGCCUCAGAGACAGCAUACAGUGGGCUUGGAAGCAAUAUGGUCACUCCUAGGCGACACACGAUAGGUUGUGUUGCGCUGUUUCGGGCUGCCAAAAAGACGUCUGAAUCGGUUUCAGCAGUGAAACCGGAGCCCCGUCCUAGCACCACACGAUCCACAAAUGCCACUUCGAGGCAUACAUCGUUAUGUGGGCCUUCCGUUGGAAAAAGUGCCUGUCAUUCCUGGACUCCUGGUAUUAGGCCGCUACGGGUGGUUUCAGAGAAAUGCGAGCAACGUUGCAAGGGCGAGGAGACGGGUUGUGGCCAACAAGAGUCGCGCGGCCGAACGACUGUCUCCGAGGAAGUGGUGUUGCGUAGAAGUGGUGCUGUGAGUAGACAGGGUGUUGAUGAUGCUCAGAAGAAACAAAGGAAGACAGUUUUGCGUCUCUUCUGUUGGGUCCGUCCAUUUCUUCGUCUUGCGUCGUUCAUCUUUGUCGUUUCACUCUUGGCUUUCUGGUCCAAAGAUGGUGCAUACGCCCUAACAUGUGACUCUCGUGGGAGCGGUUUGCCGCACGUUUUCUUUUCUACAUCAAGCGUUUCGUUGUAUCCAUGUUUGCCGCACGAAAAACGCUGUUGCCAACGUGCACUUCCCGAGAGUUUCUCACCUGAUUUCGAUCCGUCUUCUUUACGGACGGAUCUACCGUCGCUGACUCAUCCAUUGCCGUUCAGCGUCAGUCCUAGAUAUCUCUCCGGCAGGCAAGCGCCAGAUCACUCGUCGUCUCUCCUCUCUCGGAGACUUUUCGGAGCUGCGCUGUCAGCGACUGCUUCCCCAACAGCUGUCCCCUCGUUCUCGUGUUUCCUCACUCCCCUCAACACUGAAAGAUCUCCCUGUUUUACCCUGGCACCGAAAGUGUCUCCUCUCAGAGAAACGCCGACACACCGCUUCACCGUUGACGUCGCUGCUUCCUCUCUGUCGGCUGAGAGAGGAGGUGCUCAAGGAAUACAGGGGGGAUUUUGGAAUGGGAUGUCAAGCAGUGGUAAAUCGUCGACCGCGUCGUCUUCAGGCCUACAGGGGUCGUCGCUGAGGCGCCACUCCAACGACAGCGACGAGGCACCGUCUCGCACACAAGAGGAAUGGGUGGAAGAGCUAACCGCGGCACUUCAGUCUGGCGCUUUGAAGAUCCCCGCCCUAACUGUAGAAGUAACAAAGGCAGCAGGUGGGAGACAAAUAACGCCUCGAGGACUUGACGAUCUCAUUAAAGCAGCUGCUGCGGUCCGUGCCGGCCUUCCUCUGCCGUCCCACUUGUUUCAGCCUGAAGAGGAAGAAAGUGGCAAAGAGGAUGUGGUGGACCAGAGCUUGCAGAAGACGAAAGGCAGUAGCAAGGCUGAAGAGAACAAAUCCUCAAACGAAGGAAAGCGAAGUGUUGCGGCGUACGCAGAUGAGGCGCGGCGGCUGCAAGCGAAUCUCGAUGGCGUGAACGAAGAGAAAAAGGAGUUCUUUCUAAACGCAUAUCGGAGAGAACUGCGUCAUAGGGGAGUGGACGAUCACGACUGCCAGACACCCCAAGACCUGUGCAAUCGCCUCGCGUUCGCGCGUGUCUUCAACAGUUCUAAGGGCUCCAGAGGCGCCUCAAAGGCCGCAAGGGAGGCAGGAACGGUGAAAGUUGUGAGGGCGGAGGUAACAGACGGGGGACGAGGUAGACGAUCACGCCGCUCACGGGGUCGCCUCGUAGCUCGCCUUUCCAGCGCUGACGACGACGAUGCAGACGGUGACGCAGACGACGGUAGUUCUUCCGGAAUUGUUCAGAUUUCUCCAGGCGUGUUUAUGGCGCGAGGUGGUUCGUUAGGUGGGGGAACGGGCAGUCCGUUUGACCGUUUGUUCGCCGACGUCUUUGGAGGUUCUUUCUUCGGAGGACGGCCAGAGGGAGAGGAUGAUGAGUCCAGUGAAGAGGACGGAGAAGAUGGGGUUUCACCGAGACGAGGGGUGCGAGGUGGCAGUCUCUUGGAUCACCUCUUCGGUGGAGACUUAUUCUCUAGCUUACUGGGAGGUGGCCUGAUGAGUGGAGGCCUUCGUGAAGCUGAAGAUGAUGAAGGCAGUGCGAAAGCGAGAGUGAAGAAAUUGGAUUUCAAGACUGCAGAAAGUGCGGAAGCAAGCCGCCAACCGGGUUCCGUUGAUAAAACACAGGACGACGAUGUGUCUGCUGAAGAGACAGACACCAGGCUGCUACAGCUGCUGAAUAAGGCGCAAGCUAGGAGUGACCCCUCGCUUGCCAUGUUCCUUAAGAAGUCCUUCCGGGAUCCGUCACUCCGAGAGAUGCUGCUGACCGCCCAAACGGAAGGUGUGGAGGCGGCAGAGGCCAUGGCAGAUGGUCGAGGAAAAUAUGUUCUUCAGAGACUGAAAGAUAAUCAGUUGUUUGGUUGAUCCGGGAGUGGUGGCUUCGGGGGUCCGGAUUUAAGAACGAUUAUCGUGAAUCACACACGUCACUUAAGCAUGGGUAUUACAAGAAAAUGUUAGUUUGUAGCAAUACUCAAGGGUGCAGGGUCCUAAGCGUCAGCUUCAGCAUUUCAGGAAGCACCUGAAAUGGUGUCAAACAGCUGACCUACCUCGGGUGACAGCCGACUGGUAAACUUUAUUUCGUAACGGACGGGACGAGGUGUACUAAGGGGUGUCUCUUCGUCUGCGUGAGAAGAGAACUGUUCCUCUACUGCCACAGGGAACAAGCAUACUUUACGACACAAACUCAUCAGGUUAUGUGAAGCAGCGAAAAUUGUGGCAUUUCUGGUAGAACCGAGUUGGCUGUGUUGUUGCUUCGUUUUUGCACGCCUGUAAUUUUGGGGGGGUUGACCGACACUGUUUUGGUAGCUGUUUUAUGCAAAGACUUCAGCGUGUGACCUUCGCUCUCUUCUGUGAGCCUUUCAAAUAUCGUACGCUCUCCGUCGAAGCUUAGGCGAUGCUCCCAUCAACUUGCUGUUCUGUCGGCAUACAGAAAAGUAAGAACGUGACACCAAGGCAGCACAGCAGCAAGCUGGCUGCACUAGAGUUCAGGCACCAAGCCCAAUUGCACAAAUUACUCUUUACGCAUCAGGUGUCCCCUGCGAUAACCCUGGGACCGUCAAGUACACUAGAUGUAGAACCAUGCCUUGGUUUAGGUGUGCCACUGCUCGUG
Messenger RNA from Toxoplasma gondii ME49, 4513 nucleotides. RefSeq lists its product as hypothetical. NCBI's taxonomy places the organism in Eukaryota, Apicomplexa, Conoidasida, Eucoccidiorida, Sarcocystidae. The record is from RefSeq and is a predicted model, not a curated record. The coding region runs from base 874 to 3768 and encodes 964 amino acids. The transcript is spliced from 7 exons.